This is a messenger RNA of Rhinocladiella mackenziei CBS 650.93, 2022 nucleotides long. RefSeq names its product hsp72-like protein. Gene Ontology annotation, molecular function: ATP binding; heat shock protein binding; ATP-dependent protein folding chaperone. The record is from RefSeq and is a predicted model, not a curated record. The coding region runs from base 1 to 2022 and encodes 673 amino acids. Gene Ontology annotation, biological process: vesicle-mediated transport; cellular response to unfolded protein; protein refolding. The transcript has a single exon. NCBI's taxonomy places the organism in Eukaryota, Fungi, Ascomycota, Eurotiomycetes, Chaetothyriales, Herpotrichiellaceae. Gene Ontology annotation, cellular component: plasma membrane; cytoplasm; cytosol.
AUGGCUCCAGCGAUCGGUAAGUCAACCCUGCCACCGGAGGGUCAACGACGACGAGCUAACGGACCCUCAAUAGGUAUCGAUCUAGGUACAACCUACUCAUGCGUCGGCAUCUUCCGAGAUGACCGCAUCGAGAUCAUUGCCAACGACCAGGGCAACCGAACCACUCCCUCCUUCGUCGCCUUUACCGACACCGAGCGUCUCAUUGGUGACUCCGCGAAGAACCAAGUUGCCAUGAACCCCCAGAACACCGUCUUUGACGCCAAGCGCUUGAUCGGCCGGAAGUUCAAUGAUCCUGAAGUUCAGGCUGAUAUGAAACACUUCCCAUUCAAGGUUGUCGACAAGGGUGGCAAGCCCGUCGUUGAAGUGGAGUUCAAGGGCGAGAUAAAACAAUUCACUCCCGAAGAAAUCUCAUCCAUGGUGUUGACCAAGAUGAGAGAAACCGCUGAAUCGUAUCUUGGAGGUACGGUCAACAACGCUGUCAUCACUGUCCCUGCAUACUUCAACGACUCUCAGCGUCAAGCCACCAAGGAUGCCGGUCUCAUUGCCGGUCUCAAUGUCCUCCGUAUCAUCAACGAACCCACCGCGGCUGCCAUUGCCUACGGUCUUGACAAGAAGGCUGAGGGUGAGCGCAACGUCUUGAUCUUCGAUCUUGGUGGUGGUACUUUCGAUGUGUCGCUCUUGACCAUUGAAGAGGGUAUCUUCGAAGUCAAGUCCACUGCUGGUGAUACUCACCUGGGUGGUGAGGACUUUGACAACCGCCUCGUCAACCACUUCGUCAACGAAUUCAAGCGCAAGCACAAGAAGGAUCUCUCCUCCAAUGCUCGUGCUCUCCGACGUCUCCGAACUGCUUGCGAGCGGGCCAAGCGCACUCUUUCUUCUUCCGCUCAGACUUCCAUUGAGAUCGACUCGCUCUAUGAGGGCAUUGAUUUCUACACCUCCAUCACUCGUGCCCGUUUCGAAGAACUCUGCCAGGACCUCUUCCGCUCUACCAUGGAGCCGGUUGAACGUGUCCUUCGCGAUGCCAAGAUCGACAAGUCCUCCGUCCACGAAAUCGUCCUGGUCGGAGGCUCCACGCGGAUCCCUCGCAUCCAGAAACUCGUUUCCGAUUUCUUCAAUGGCAAGGAACCCAACAAGUCGAUCAACCCCGAUGAGGCCGUUGCCUACGGUGCUGCUGUCCAGGCAGCUAUCCUCUCCGGUGACACCAGUUCCAAGUCUACCAACGAAAUCUUGCUUCUCGAUGUUGCGCCAUUGUCUCUCGGUAUCGAGACUGCCGGCGGUGUCAUGACUCCUCUCAUCAAGCGCAACACUACCGUCCCGACCAAGAAGUCCGAGACUUUCUCCACCUUCUCCGACAACCAGCCAGGUGUGCUCAUCCAAGUCUACGAGGGUGAGCGUGCUCGUACCAAGGACAACAACUUGCUCGGCAAAUUCGAACUUUCCGGUAUUCCACCUGCUCCCCGUGGUGUUCCCCAGAUUGAGGUCACCUUCGAUGUUGAUGCCAACGGUAUCAUGAACGUCUCCGCCGUUGAGAAGGGUACGGGCAAGUCUAACAAGAUCGUCAUCACCAACGACAAGGGCCGUCUGUCCAAGGAAGAGAUCGAGCGCAUGUUGGCUGAGGCCGAGAAGUACAAGGCCGAAGAUGAGGCCGAAGCUGCUCGUAUCGGUUCCAAGAACGGCCUCGAAUCAUACGCAUAUUCUCUCAAGAACACUCUCUCUGACUCCAAGGUUGAUGAGAAGCUUGAUGCCUCGGACAAGGAGAAACUCAAGGCCGAGAUCGACAAGAUCAUCUCUUGGCUUGAUGAGAACCAAGCCGCCACCAAGGAGGAGUACGAAUCUCAACAGAAGGAACUGGAGGGAGUUGCCAACCCCAUCAUGAUGAAGUUCUAUGGUGCUGAUGGUGGUGCUGGCGGCAUGCCCGGCGGUAUGCCCGGUGGUGGUAUGCCUGGCGGUCCCGGUGGAUUCCCAGGUGCUGGAGGCCACUCUGGUGGUGAUGAUGGCCCAACUGUCGAAGAGGUUGACUAA